This is a messenger RNA of Entamoeba invadens IP1, 672 nucleotides long. RefSeq lists its product as hypothetical. Lineage: Eukaryota; Evosea; Mastigamoebida; Endamoebidae. The record is from RefSeq and is a predicted model, not a curated record. The coding region runs from base 1 to 672 and encodes 223 amino acids. The transcript has a single exon.
AUGACAUCAAGGACGUUACAGCAGCUUGCAAACUAUUUAAAUGUGUUUGGCGAACUUGUCAAACAAACGAAACAAUUACAAGAAGAAGUCGAAACGGAGAUGAAGUUCAACGAACAAAGACUUUUAGUCGUGUCUCAAAGAAAAAAGAUUAUCGAAGAAGACUAUAAAAGUCCUAAUACUUUAAACACUCGAUUCCAAAGCUCUGAAGAUGAUGUAACACAAGACGAAAUCAAAGCAAUAGAGAAACACAGCGGAUACUUGAUCCAUUCUCAAAGAAGCCAUUUCACUAAUGAUAAUUUGAAUGGAACUGCUUUAGAAUUGGCUGUGCAAAAAGUGCCACGUGGAUGUGUUUUCUUUAAAAACAAAUCGAGAGCUUUUGGAUUCUUUUUCGAUACUAAUAAAAAGAAACACAUCUCAAACACUGUCUUUAAAAUAGAAAAUAAUGUCUUCAUCCCAACAGAUGGAAUUUAUAUGUACAAUUUUAUUAAAGAAAGUAUCGGUAACACCAACGUCGUGAGUGUCGGAGAUGUUAUUGUCAGUCGUAUGUGGGGAGGAUUAACUGUUGAUCCAUAUUUCAUCUUUGGAAAGGAAUCUCCUGAGGUAAAGACUUACUACAAAAAUCAGUCUGACGUUUUCGUUGCUGAAAAUUGUGUUCUCCUUACCUUCAAAUAA